Nicotiana attenuata is the source of this 719-nucleotide messenger RNA. RefSeq lists its product as uncharacterized. Lineage: Eukaryota; Viridiplantae; Streptophyta; Magnoliopsida; Solanales; Solanaceae. The record is from RefSeq and is a predicted model, not a curated record. The transcript has 3 exons. The coding region runs from base 1 to 351 and encodes 116 amino acids.
AUGUAUUGUACAUUAUACUUUUAUUUGGGCCUAUCUUAUUACCGAAUUGACACGUAUAUCAUACCUUUUGCUUUACCAAAACACGUGUACUUUACUAUUUCAGAUACAAACUCUCGAUUAUUCAACUCUUCACUCCAGUUCUCUCUCCUCAGUUCCUCUUUGCGAUUUUCUUUUUGCUUCGCUAUUUCAAGAAUUGCAGGUGUAUUCUUUUUUGGAAGUGUAUCAACAACUGUUGUUUCUGGUCUUCUUGGCGAAAAGAUGCUCUCAAAGACAGCUGAAGAAAUUUAUGAAACGCCUUUCAUCAAGCUUUCUGCAGUAUUGUUAGUCACUGUGCCCAGGGGCGUUGAAUGAACAAGAUGUGAUUGAAAGGUGAAGCAAUAUAUUUUGCUGUUACAGGGGAGGAUAUGCCACUUUUGCUGAAGUUUUUAGCUCAGAUAAAAUACCAGAGGCGUUCCACUGUUGUAAAUGUGGAUUUGGAUUUUUCAAGUGCAUGUAUCUUGGUUCUUGAACGUAAAAUAUCCCAUCUCCCCUUCUCUGAUUGUCUUGGUACUCAUAUGACUACAUAACUACAAUGUAGUUUUGUCCACUUUUGUGCUUACUGUACAUAAGAAUGUCCCAUUAUGUACAUAGAAGUCUUUUGGCUAUGAUUAUUUGUUUUAAUUUCAUUCAAAAUGUCAAUGGCAAAACGCUGCCAGAAGUUACUCCAAACUUAUUGGUUA